UGGUUCAGGUGUGUUUCCUUGUCUACCUACAUAAGCUCACCUGGUGGACUAGUCUGCUUGUUCUGGAUAGACUGGAACUAGAUCACUGGACAUAUCACACAGGUUUGCCUGGAAAUGGCGAUCGAUGUCGGAGGGCUCGUCUCUAUUGUCGUCUUCUACCUCAUCAUUCUCGUCAUCGGGGUGUGGGCGGGGAGGAAGACGGGGUUCAGGACCAAGAACAUGAGGACUGAUGACGUCAUGUUGGCGAAUCGCUCGAUUGGUUUGUUCGUGGGCACGUUUACAAUGACAGCCACUUGGGUGGGUGGUGGUUACAUCAACGGCACCACGGAAGUUGUGGCACUGAGUGGGGGGCUGGUCUGGUGCCAGGCGCCGGUAGGAUACGCCCUGAGUCUUGUCUUCGGCGGACUUUUUUUCGCUGAAAAGUUGCGGAGUUCCGGGUUUACAACGAUGUUGGACCCCUUCCACUGGAAAUACGGAGACCUGAUGAAUUGUCUGCUCUACAUCCCAGCACUCAGUGGGGACGUCUUCUGGUCGGCCGCCAUCUUGACGGCUUUGGGGGCGUCGCUACGUGUGAUACUUGACCUUAACCUUGAGCUCGCCAUCAUUGUGUCGGCGGCCAUUGCUUGCCUCUACACGCUGAUUGGUGGACUCUACUCGGUGGCAUACACUGACGUCAUACAGCUCAUUUGCAUGUUUGUGGGGCUGUGGCUGUGUGUGCCGUUUGUACUCACGCACGAGUCCGUGUCUCCCGUCACGGCCAACAGCACACAGCUCUGGCUAGGGACGCUAACACCCGACCACGCGGCCAACUACAUCGACCUCGGUCUGCUGCUCAUCUUUGGCGGGAUCCCUUGGCAAGUAUACUGGCAGAGGGCGCUGUCAGCCAGGACUGCUGGCAUUGCCCGGGGGUUAAGUUUUCUGGGAGCUGUGGGCUGUCUUGUGAUGGCCGUCCCCUCCGUCAUCAUGGGGGCGGUAGCUGCGACAACAGACUGGAACUCGACUGGCUACGGCCGUGUGCAGAUCUCUGACUACGACCGGCCGCUGGUGCUACCUCUGGUGAUGAAACACCUGUGUCCACCUGCCGUGUCCUACAUCGGUCUUGGUGCCAUUUCUGCUGCCGUCAUGUCGUCCACAGACUCCUCUGUGCUGUCGUCUAGCAGCAUGUUCGCCAGGAAUGUUGUAGGGGUCAUCUACUCAAGGACACACGGGAGGAAGAUCUCCGAGUCGGCCCAGAUAUGGAUCAUGAGGGUGGCCCAAAUCGUCAUCACGGCCAUGGCUUGUGUCAUGGCCAUUUCCGUCGAGUCCAUCUAUGGCCUGUGGAUCUUGUGCUCAGAUUUUGUCUACGUCAUCUUGUUCCCCCAGCUGCUAUGUGUCAUGUACCUCAAGGGGACUAACUCCUACGGUUCUUUCUUAGCUUUCUUCAGUGGUCUCAUCUUGAGGCUGCUCGGGGGAGAUAACUCACUUCACAUUCCGGCUGUUAUUCACUACCCCUGGUACGACGCGACAACAAAUACCCAGUUAUUCCCCUUUAGGACUCUCUCCAUGCUUGUCUCCCUGUUUACUCUGAUUAUCUUCUCCUACCUGGCUGAGUACUUGUUCACACGAUGCCACGCCCCACUCACCUGGGACUUGUACAGGUGUUUCCAGCCACCAUCACCACUUGCCAAGUCUAACACCAAACUUGUCAGCCUAACGUGUGACGAAGGUACCGGAAGUUACGUCAGACAUCGCCUUACAGUACAUGGUGAACAUAACCUGGGGUAUUUGUCAGACGACAGAAUUACAAGCACAAAGUUGUGAUAAGUGACUUACAGAUAAAAAUACUAAAUGCUAGUCCCCAACAUUUUAUAUCCAACAUAUUCUUCAUUAAUUCUAUUAUUAUUUGUUGCAUAUUUGUUGAGUUUAUUUUUACGGAU
Messenger RNA from Physella acuta, 1916 nucleotides. RefSeq names its product high-affinity choline transporter 1-like. The record is from RefSeq and is a predicted model, not a curated record. Gene Ontology annotation, molecular function: choline:sodium symporter activity. Lineage: Eukaryota; Metazoa; Mollusca; Gastropoda; Physidae. Gene Ontology annotation, cellular component: plasma membrane. Gene Ontology annotation, biological process: acetylcholine biosynthetic process; choline transport; transmembrane transport.